UGCUAGGGUGGGAAGACCGAAGAAGAAAGAUGUAAUUUUUGUCAAAAAUUCGAAUUGUAGCCUACCAACCACAAGUUUAGUGGAAGUUGUUCUGUUUUGCAUAUCAAUCCUUUUGGAAGUUGUUCUUAUUUUCAAAUCAUAAUCUAAUAUCACGGAUUCCAUUCGCUCUCGGUCUUUUCCGAUUUCUUGGUGAUUUCAUGCGACAUUCCAUUUUUAUAUUUCAAUCCUGACUUCUGGUUACGUUCCUUGACCCAGAUUGUUCCCCCAUUUACUUGAUCUUCGGCGAUUUCUUGGUGGUUCGCACCCUUGUCGAUUGGCUUCAUAUUUUGUCUCUUGAUACGCAUUCCCAAAUAUAGGGUUUAUUCGGAAAGACUGAGAAAUCCCCUAAAGAGGCGACGCAUCCCGGUGAAUUUAGGGGAUUUCCAGCACUUUUCAGAGGUUCCGAUCGCAAUGUGUUGGUUAUCUUCGUGAUUCCUAGACGCUGUCUUUCACAUUCAUUCGAUCUCCGGUCCUGUGCGUGGCCUUGCCGUAGAUGAGAUUUUGGUUGGCAUAUUGCAUCGUGUUGAUCCGCGUCCGAAUGUUGGAUGUGCAGCUAGGCUGAAGGCUCGGUGGGUCGGAUGAAUGGGUGGUAUGCGUAAUUUAUGAUAGCUGUAUAGUACGUUUGAACCUGUUGUUAGGUAUUUUUGUAGAUGAAGAAGCUUAAAACCGAACCUCCGGGUGCGCGGAGGCUCAGGUUGUCGCAUCUUCUUCUCGUAAUUGGAGUGUUGUAUUUAGUUUUCAUAUCAUUCAAGUUUCCGCGUUUUUUGGAAAUUGCUGCAACGUUGAGCGGGGAUGAAAGUAAUGUCGGGUUGGAUGGGACAAUCGGAGGGGACAGUGAAGGUGUGGAUUUUAGCAGAGCAUCGUUGAGUUCUGUUUACAAGGAUACGUUUCAUCGGAAAUUGGAAGAUAACCAAAACAGGGAAGCACCGGUGACGCCUAAAAAGGAGCCACUGGAAGAUGUGAAUAAUGUGUCCGGACCCAUCAAGCCAAUUAAACAUAAAUACGGUCGGAUAACUGGUAAAAUUUUGAGUCAUCAAAACCAUACUAAUGACUUUUCUAUGCUCGAGAAAUUGGCAGAUGAAGCUUGGACAUUAGGCUUGAAGGCUUGGGAAGAAGUGGAUAAAUUUGGUUUAGAUGAGACUGCAGAAAGUUCUAUACUCGAGGGAAAGCCCGAGACAUGUCCUUCAUGGAUAUCUACGGAUGGGAAAAAGAUGUUGGAGGGAGAUGGAAUCAUGUUCCUUCCUUGUGGACUUGCUGCAGGUUCAUCGAUUACAAUAAUUGGAACCCCCCAUCAUGCUCACCAGGAGUAUGUACCCCAACUUCUGAAGGUGGGAGCUGAUCCUAUGGUUAUGGUUUCACAGUUCAUGGUUGAAUUGCAAGGGCUGAAAGCAGUCGAUGGUGAGGAUCCACCAAAGAUCCUUCACCUGAAUCCACGACUGAAAGGAGAUUGGAGUAAACGGCCUGUCAUUGAACAUAAUACAUGUUAUAGGAUGCAGUGGGGAACGGCUCAAAGGUGUGAUGGUGUGCCAUCAAGUAAUGAUGAUGAAAUGCUUGUUGAUGGAAAUCGUCGAUGUGAAAAAUGGGUGAGGAGUGAUAUUAUAGACUCAAAAGAAUCGAAAACAACCUCAUGGUUCAAGAGAUUCAUAGGGCGAGAGCAGAAGCCAGAAGUAACCUGGCCAUUUCCUUUUAUGGAGGGCAGAUUGUUUAUCCUGACACUACGGGCUGGUGUUGAUGGAUACCAUAUUAAUGUUGGUGGUCGGCACUUGACUUCUUUUCCCUAUCGCCUCGGGUUUACGCUUGAAGAUGCAACUGGAUUAGCAGUUAAAGGAGACGUGGACAUUCAUUCCGCAUAUGCUACAUCUCUUCCUACUACUCAUCCAAGCUUCUCUCCCCAACGAGUUCUUGAGAUGUCAGAGAAGUGGAAAUCUCAGCCUUUACCUAAGAGUUCUGUUCGUCUUUUUAUUGGUGUUCUAUCUGCCACUAAUCACUUUGCGGAGCGAAUGGCUGUUAGGAAAACUUGGAUGCAAUCUUCAGCUGUCAAGGCAUCAAAUGUAGUUGUUCGCUUCUUUGUUGCACUGAAUCCACGGAAGGAGGUCAAUGCUGUGCUGAAGAAGGAAGCUGAAUACUUUGGUGAUAUUGUGAUCCUGCCCUUCAUGGAUCGCUAUGAGCUUGUUGUUCUCAAGACUAUUGCUAUAUGCGAGUUUGGGACUGUGAAUUUGACGGCUUCAUAUGUUAUGAAAUGUGAUGAUGACACCUUUGUGAGGGUGGACACUGUUUUAAAACAGAUCAGCGGUGUUUCAUCCAAGAAGUCUCUAUACAUGGGCAAUCUCAACCUCUUGCAUCGCCCUCUCCGACAUGGAAAAUGGGCAGUCACUUAUGAGGAAUGGCCAGAAGAAGUGUAUCCUCCAUAUGCCAAUGGGCCAGGAUAUAUCAUUUCUAGUGACAUUGCUAAAUACAUUGUCUCCCAACAUGAAAACAGGAGCCUGAGGAUAUUCAAGAUGGAGGAUGUGAGCAUGGGAAUGUGGGUUGAGCAGUUCAACGGUACCGUGGCCGCGGUCCAGUACUCUCACAACUGGAAAUUCUGCCAGUAUGGGUGUAUGGAGGACUAUUUUACGGCACAUUAUCAAUCUCCAAGGCAGAUAAUCUGUCUGUGGGAUAAGCUGGGGCAGGGUCACGCUCACUGUUGCAACUUCAGGUGACGAUUUUCCACAAUUUUUCCCACUGUAUUUCUACCUGUGUUUAUUAUUAUUCAGUGUAGGUGUCAUGAAUUUAAACUAUGAUGCAUUAUAAUUGUUAAUUUUUUGUUCCACCAA
Molecule: messenger RNA, 2852 nt
Organism: Momordica charantia (bitter melon)
Lineage: Eukaryota; Viridiplantae; Streptophyta; Magnoliopsida; Cucurbitales; Cucurbitaceae
Product: Galactosyltransferase family protein
Cellular component (GO): Golgi membrane
Molecular function (GO): carbohydrate binding; hydroxyproline O-galactosyltransferase activity
Source: RefSeq, a predicted model, not a curated record